CGCGUGUCGUAGUCUGGUCAGUUAGUAUUUGUUUGCUGAUGUAACUGCACUCGCAAUCCGCAAUCUGAAUAUUAGGGGGAUUAUCGUGAAUUCAGACCCCCUUUAAGCUCCAUUCCCACCCCCCAGAAAGCAUCCUUUUGGUAGCCCAAACAGAGUGUUGCGGUUAGGCUUAGUGAGUUCGAUAUCGAAAUCAUAAAUCGACGUCGAAACGUCCCGCGAUGAUGUAUUUUAGGGAUGUUUGGGUAACGUCUGUUCCCGUAUGAAUGCAUUCGAAAAUGGACUUUAAAUAGAAACACAGAAAAAAAAGAACAGAAGUUGUGUUGGACAAGUUGAGAACUCUUAGAACAGUAUGUCAUACGCUCAAUUUGGAUACGCAGCAUUUACGCCUAGCACACAGCUGAUGGUAGGGAGCACCAGCACGAGUUCCGUCUCCUCCCCGUGCUGCGGGGGAGAUUCUUCGGGGAGAACGUCUUCGGGGGUGGUGGAGUCCUCAGCUGUUUGUUCACUGCCUGCCACCUACGACUCCAGGCUACUUACAACCUACCAUCCUAGGCUCUACGAGCAUCAAGCCUAUCCCAACUUCACGGGAGUUGAAUCUUCAGCCUUUUAUCCCUCUUUGAGUACAGCCUAUGGUAUGAAAGAUGCUGGCGACCCGUGGAGAGGAAUUACGCCAUCUGCUUCUUAUUAUUAUGAUCCAAGCCUGGCUGCUUACGGGUAUGGUGGUUUAGAUUUCAAUGGCGCCAGGCGGAAAAACGUAACAAGAGACUCAACGAGCACGCUGAAAGCAUGGCUCAACGAACACCGUAAGAAUCCUUACCCGACGAAAGGUGAGAAGAUCAUGCUGGCCAUCAUCACCAAAAUGACUCUCACACAAGUCUCAACGUGGUUUGCGAAUGCUCGCAGGAGGCUGAAAAAAGAGAACAAAAUGACGUGGGAGCCAAGGAACAAAAUGGACGCUGAUGACGUCAAGGAUUAUGACGAUGAUGAUGACGUCGAAGAUGACGGUGAUGCAGCAACUAAAAGGAACAGGAUGGACAGAAACGAUCGCGUUGAUGGGGAGUCCAGAACGACAAAAUGUGAAAGCGAAGACGAAAGCGAUCGUAGAACAGCAUCGUGUGAUGAUUCCAUUGAUGGUGCAGUACAUUACGGCUCAGGUAAUCACAUAACUGGACGACCCUAUCCCCACCUGCCUCACCACAGAAACAAAAUAACUCCAAACGGUGCUCAACAACAAGAAAACAGUACUAGGGACAGUACUUCCCUCAUCGCUACCUCCGAAUUCACACCUACUGACUCAUCCUCAUCGCCUAAUUUGCCGGACAUUCAGGCCCUCAUGCGCACCACCUCCCCCCUCGAAGCCAAAGACAGGACGAGCAUGGACUCGAUGAAAAGCUCGCCUUCUGCUGUCGAAGACGUGGACAUGUCCGGUCGAUCCAUGACUGGAGCCAAUAAACCAAAAAUAUGGUCUUUGGCGGACACAGCCACGAGUAAAAGUCCCCCUCCUCUGCUUGGUGGUCCAACUCAAGAGACAUCCGGCAGUAUGAUGGACAUGUUAGGACACUGUGGAUGGUUUUCGGUGAAUCCUUACCAAGUGACCAAUGCCUCAGCAUCCUUAGGUGGCUUUGGAAGUUAUCAUCCUCACUCUGGUGGGUCAUUCGCAUCGCCCCCUAGUGGUCACGGAGGGUCAUGUUCAUCUGCUCAAGGUUUUGUGCCUCCUCAGACGGACACACCACCUCAAACUCCACCAAACAUGAAGGUAUCCGGCUCAAAUGGCUUCCUGGGUGGACAAGGUGGUCAUCUAUAUCAAUCAUCUGCUAUCGGUGGUGUAUCUGCUAGUAUUCAAAACAGUAAAAACGGCGGAUCUUAUUCUGCAAACAGUCAUGGCAGGUCCUUUAGACAAGAAUCCCUACCUGAGGAUUAUUCUGCAACGGGACAUUUCAAGGCGACAUCCCUGCAAUAAAGACAUUCAUCUGCAAUCAUUUUACUAAAAAAAAAGACUCUUUUUUGUGCAACUAAAUUUUCAAGGUAGUUUUCUUCCAGAAACUUCAAAGCAAACUCACAUAAAAUAUUUUGUAUGGAAAGUUCAUGACUACUUUUCGGACAAAUGAAAAACUGAAGAUUAGAUACAGGGUCACUAUCAUCCCCCCCCCCCGAACAUAAAA
Parasteatoda tepidariorum (common house spider) is the source of this 2162-nucleotide messenger RNA. RefSeq names its product iroquois-class homeodomain protein irx-2. Lineage: Eukaryota; Metazoa; Arthropoda; Arachnida; Araneae; Theridiidae. Gene Ontology annotation, molecular function: RNA polymerase II cis-regulatory region sequence-specific DNA binding; DNA-binding transcription factor activity, RNA polymerase II-specific. Gene Ontology annotation, biological process: regulation of transcription by RNA polymerase II; neuron differentiation; cell development. The record is from RefSeq and is a predicted model, not a curated record. Gene Ontology annotation, cellular component: nucleus.